AUGAAAGAACUUAAAGAUUGCAUCUUUGGGAAAUUCCUAAUGGACUCAGCGUUGAAAACUUCACACUUUGUGGCUCCAGUAAUUACAGUUCUUGGUUUUGGAGCUAAUUUGGUGACAUUGGCUUUUAUGAUCACUAUUGGAGUUACUAAAAGAGGCAUCAACGACAAUACAAGGAAAUGCCUGCCAGUGAGGGUUUUGUCCUAUGUUGUUCCUGCUCUAGGAGCAUUCAUGUCAUGUCUCUGCAUGGUUUUGAUGCUGAGAGAAAGCCUGGAUGGCUAUUCUGCUUCGAAUCAUCAAUGGCUUUUCAGUGGCUCCCGGUUUGCUGUCUGGGUUGCAAUUUUACUUGCUUCAACUUGUGACUGCUGGGUUGUUGUUUAUGGCAACUGCAUCUUGUGCCUUUGGUGGAUAUUGAAACCGUUUCUCUUGAUUCCUCAUCUACUGACAGUUCUCUCUUCUCCAGAGGUUUUUAGGUAUGUUAGCGAGGUCUUCCUUGCUUUGCUGGAAAUCAUGUUUGGAAUCUUGAUUAACAUUACAAGAAUGAACUGGGCAUCUUAUAACAAAGACAGUAACUCCAUGGAAGAGCCACUUCUUCCUUGCACAAGCAACACCAAAGAAUGCCAGACAAGGCCCGGACUUCUGCUCAAAAUUUGGCAUCUUUUUACUUUCAAUUUCAUUGACUCUGUACUCGAAAGUGGUGUAAAGAGGCAGCUUGACUCAAAUGAUUUGCUUGAACUACCAGAAGAUUUGGAACCUUUAUCUUGCUAUUACCUGAUGCGACAGUCCUGGGAAGAGCAACAAAGUGCUGACUCUGCUAGUAUCUCUUUGAUCAAAGCCAUUUGUGGGGUCUAUGGUUGGCCAUAUUUUCGACUUGGUCUCUUAAAGGUGAUUAAUGAUUGUUUGGGGUUUGUGGGACCAGUUCUUCUCAAUAAGCUGAUUCGGUUUCUCCAGCAAGGCACCGGGCACUAUGAGGGUUACAUCUUUGCUGUAUUCUUGGGCCUAGCAUCUAUUUUAAAAUCCUUCCUUGAUACACAAUAUUCUUUUCAUCUUGGCAAACUAAAGUUGAAGCUCCGAGCCAGUAUCAUGAGUGUUAUUUACCACAAGUGCCUCUACGUCAGACUUGCAGAAAGGUCAAAGUUUUCUGAAGGAGAGAUUCAAACAUUCAUGUCUGUGGAUGCUGAUAGAACUGUAAACCUAUGCAACAGUUUCCAUGAUAUGUGGAGCUUGCCACUGCAGAUCGGAGUCGCUCUAUAUCUACUUUACACACAAGUCAAGUUUGCAUUUCUUUCUGGAAUUGCAAUAACUGUCCUUUUAAUACCAGUCAAUAAAUGGAUUGCCGAAUUGAUUGCAAAGGCUACCAAAAAUAUGAUGGAACAAAAGGAUGAAAGGAUCAGGAGGACCGCUGAACUUUUGACAUACAUUCGAACUCUGAAAAUGUAUAGCUGGGAGAUUCUAUUUGCUGGAUGGUUGAUGAAGACAAGAUCACUGGAAGUGAAAUAUCUAUCAACCCGCAAAUACUUGGAUGCAUGGUGCGUUUUCUUUUGGGCUACAACACCAACUCUUUUCUCGUUGUCCACAUUCGGACUUUAUACUUUGAUGGGGCAUCAGCUUGAUGCAGCAACGGUCUUUACUUGCCUUGCUCUAUUCAAUAAUUUAAUUUCUCCACUGAACUCUUUUCCUUGGGUCAUUAAUGGGUUAAUUGAUGCCUUUAUAUCUUCUGGGAGGUUAAGCAAGUUUUUGUCCAGUUCAGAAUAUAAGCUCGAAUUAGAAAAGAGAGGCAACAUUUUAGCCAAUGACCAGUGUGAUUCUGAAAAUAUAGCUGUCAUAAUUUCUGAUGCGUCUUCGACUUGGUCAAGUAGUGCUGAGAAAGAAUUUAGUUUGGUGUUGGAAAAUCUUAAUCUUCGCUUUCCCAGUGGUUUCCUGGUUGCUGUAAUUGGAGAGGUAGGAUCUGGUAAAUCAUCCUUGCUUAAUCUGAUUCUAGGUGAAAUGAGACUCGUCAAUGGAACAAAAUAUCUCAGUGGAUCCACAACAUACGUACCACAGAUUCCUUGGAUUCUGUCAGGAACUAUCCGUGACAAUAUUUUGUUCGGUAGGGAUUAUGACUUGACAAGAUACUCAGAUGUAUUAAAGGCUUGUGCACUUGAUCUUGAUGUUUCCAUGAUGGUGGGAGGCGAUAUGGCAUGUAUAGGAGAGAAAGGAAUCAAUUUGUCUGGAGGACAAAAAGCACGUCUUGCUCUUGCUAGGGCUCUUUACUGUGGAUCCGACAUAUACAUGCUUGAUGAUGUUCUGAGUGCAGUAGAUGCUCAUGUUGCAUUUUCAAUCUUACAUAAUGCCAUUCUUGGCCCUUUAAUGAACCGCCAGACACGCAUUCUUUGCACCCAUAAUGUGCAGGCUAUAUAUGCUGCUGAUAUGGUGGUCGAAUUGGAUAAGGGAACAGUAAAAUGGGUUGGAAGUCCGUCUGAAUUAUCUCUUUCUUCUUACUUGGCGGUUCCCUCAAUAGACAACUGUAAUGUUACUUCUGUAGUUCAAGUGGAGCAAAUGUCAUCUGCUAUCACUGAAGUUCAAGAGGAAGUCCAGGAGGACGAUUCUGUGUGCAAUUUGGGUGAUCUGAAAGGUUCUAUAGAAGCUGAGAAAAGGAAAGAAGGAAGAGUGGAACUCAUGGUGUACAAAAAAUAUGCAGAAUUCGCUGGCAGAUUUAUUGCAAUCUUGACAUGCGUGUCUGCAAUUCUGAUGCAAUUUUCGCGUAAUGGGAAUGAUCUCUGGCUUUCAUAUUGGGUUGAUACAACUGGAAGCAGACACAAACACUACUCUACAGCCUUCUAUCUGUUGUUGAAUCGGCUUAUAAAUGCAAAUGUUAGCUUCUUUGAUCAGACUCCUACAGGGAGAAUACUUAACAGAUUUUCUUCAGACCUUUAUACUAUCGAUGAUGCUCUUCCAUUCAUUCUCAACAUCCUCCUGGCCAAUUUUGUUGGCCUCUUGGGCAUAGCUAUUGUUUUGUCAUAUGUGCAGGUCACAUUCCUACUACUAUUACUACCAUUCUGGUAUAUUUACAGCAAACUACAGUUCUACUACAGAUCAACAUCACGUGAGUUACGAAGGCUAGAUAGUGUUUCUCGCUCGCCUAUUUAUGCAUCAUUCACUGAAACAUUAGAUGGAGCAUCAACUAUUCGGGCAUUCAAAUCAGAGGACUUUUUCUUCUGCCGAUUCACUCAGCAUGUAAGGUUAUAUCAGAGAGCUUCAUACUCUGAGGUGACAGCAAGUCUGUGGCUUUCCUUGCGCCUUCAGUUGUUGGCAGCUUUUAUUGUCUCGUUUGUUGCUGUGAUGGCCGUUAUUGGGUCUCAUAGACAUCUUCCAAUCGAUUUAGGUACUCCAGGACUGGUUGGAUUAGCUCUCUCAUAUGCAGCUCCAAUCGUGUCAUUGCUGGGUAGCUUUCUGACAAGUUUGACUGAAACAGAGAAGGAGAUGGUUUCUGUGGAAAGGGUUCUUCAGUAUAUGGACAUUCCACAAGAAACUGUUGGAAAUAAACAGUUAAUUCUAAAUUGGCCAUCUCAAGGGGAGAUAAGGUUCCAGAACGUGACACUUAGAUACAUGCCCUCUUUACCUCCGGCAUUACGUGGUGUAUCUUUUGAGAUAUCAGGAGGAACUCAGGUUGGAGUUAUUGGAAGAACAGGUGCUGGUAAAUCAAGCAUUUUGAAUGCCUUAUUUCGCCUGAACCCGAUAUGUGAGGGUUGUAUAAUAGUGGAUGGAAUUGAUAUAGCUGGAAUUUCCCUAAGAGAUCUUCGUUCUCAUAUGGCUGUUGUUCCCCAAAGUCCCUUCUUGUUUGAAGGAUCAUUGAGGUCUAAUCUGGACCCACUACAGAUGAAUGAUGAUACAAAGAUCUGGAAUAUCCUUGAGAAGUGUCAUAUGAAGCAGGAAGUAGUCGCAACUGGAGGUCUGGCCAUUCACGUAAGAGAGUCUGGAGUAUCAUUCUCUGUUGGCCAACGGCAGCUUCUUUGCCUAGCACGCGCACUCUUGAAAUCUUCUCAGGUAUUCUGUUUGGACGAGUGCACGGCCAAUGUAGAUACUCAAACUGCUUCAAAACUACAGGAUGUAAUAUCCAGUGAAUGCCGAGGAAUAACAGUAAUAACAAUUGCUCAUCGCAUUUCAACAGUUCUUAAUAUGGACAAUAUCCUGAUUUUAGAUCAGGGGGCCCUGGUUGAGCAAGGAAAUCCAAGGGUUCUAUUGCAAGAUGAAUCAUCCUUAUUUUCAAGUUUCGCAAAAGCCUCAAAUAUGUAA
Molecule: messenger RNA, 4272 nt
Organism: Oldenlandia corymbosa var. corymbosa
Lineage: Eukaryota; Viridiplantae; Streptophyta; Magnoliopsida; Gentianales; Rubiaceae
Source: the annotation of a GenBank genome assembly